Messenger RNA from Plasmodium coatneyi, 1860 nucleotides. RefSeq lists its product as uncharacterized. NCBI's taxonomy places the organism in Eukaryota, Apicomplexa, Aconoidasida, Haemosporida, Plasmodiidae. The coding region runs from base 1 to 1860 and encodes 619 amino acids. The record is from RefSeq and is a predicted model, not a curated record. The transcript is spliced from 3 exons.
AUGAAAGCCGUAGCGGUGAUCACUGUAAUCGCUUUGUUCUUCAGACAGAGCACUAAGGUGUCCGCCUUGAGAAAUGUCAAGGGGGAAUUAACUUGGUUAACCACUACCCCCGAUGAACGGAUCUUAACUAACAAGAUAGAAAAUUACAAGAAUGAGGUGGAAGCCCAGGUCCUGCAUUUGAAGCAAAAUGACAAGCUCACGAAUGAGGUGGAUUAUCAGCUAAACGAACUGAUUGACGUGAUGCGUCUCGUGGGAGAUACUCAAGAACAGCAAAAACGGGAACUGCACAACCUAUCCACCUCAUUGGAAGUAACGAAAGAUGCAUUGUUGAAAAUGUUAAGUGAAUACGAAAACAGAAUCGACCAGUUGGAGUACAUCAUUAUGGACACCAAAAAAUAUGACCCAUAUAAGGAAAGGUUUAAUUAUCCUAUUUCCAAGUAUUGGCUCCAAGUGGACUUGCUUAACGUUAAGUCCCUAUGGAAGUAUCAGAAAAGGAAACAUUUCACUUCAAUCGUACAGCCCAUCGAAAUGACAAACAUUAAGUACCCUUCAUCAAUUCUGCUGCUAAGACAUCACAUAAUUGUUGAGGGGUUCAUUAAUGUAGAGGUGCUCCAAAAGGCUUCCUCCCUCGAACCAAAAAUAAAUCAGUCCGCCUCUGGUAUCGUUUUCGAUUUUGUAGAUUCUCACAAUUUUAGGUUCGUCCAGUUAUCCUUUUUGAAUGACCAGGCUAUUAUCUCCGUGGAAGAGGUGAGCAGCUCCCUGCACAGCAAAAUAAUUUCUAAGGGAGUCGAGGCCAUCCGUAAGGACUUCAAUACCCUGACGUGCGAAUUUGUAUCCACCCAAAUGAACGUCUUCUUAAACUACAAAAAGGUUAUCGAGGUGGAUUUCGCCGAUAGAGGGAUAAGCAGCAAAGGUGGGAACCGGUCGGUGGGUCUCUUCACCAAAAGCGGGACGGCAGAAUUUAGAAACUUCCUCACGGGAACCCUCCAGUUCGAACAUCUCCUAAACCAUGCCCUGGUAAUCCCAGACAAGAAAGACAUCUCCACAGGAUCAGUAACAAAUUCUUACCGCUUCUCCAAAAGGGAGAGUAAAGAUGACCUCAGCGUGUACACCAUACCUUAUAGCAGUAAAGACUACUACGACAACAAGGAGGAUGAAAUAACCUAUGACGUUUAUCCUACCCCAGAAUCGAAUUCGCAUUAUGAUGUAAACAGGUCGGGACAUGCUAAGCAGAUCAUCACGCCUGGUGCUUCCCCCAACGAAGUGACGUACAACUCAUGUGAAGAAUACAAAGGAAAAAAUUUUAGCCUAACCGACUGGAUAAGCGAUAGUACAGACGCAUCAAACAACUGGAAGUUGAUAUCCCAGUUUGGUAUUCAAAGAAUAAUAUUUCGCAACAACUACAAAUCUGCACUGAUCAACUCGGCACUCAUUUAUAGAAGGAACUUUUGCAACUCGAUCAGUAUAUCCUCCUACAUUAAAGUAGAAAACGACACAGAAGCCGGACUCCUCUUCAGAUAUGACAACAGGGAUAACAUGUACACAUUAACAAUUUCAAGUACAAAUAGGGAAGUUAUUUUGAAGAGAAAAAAAAAUAAUAUCGAAUCUGUCAUAAAAAGUGUCUACGUAAAAAGCAUCAAUUCGUUUCAAAGGCAUCAUUUGCUGGUCCGGGACACGGGAGAACGAGGCCACCUCAGUGUAUCCCUCGAUGGGGUCAAAUUGUUUUCCCUACGCGGGGAGAAUUAUUUCAACUCUGGCAGAGUUGGCUUCUUUGUUGAGCACGGCCACGCCGCGUUCGACACGUUCAUAGUUGAGCAGAUCAGUGAUGACAUGGAGAAAAAUCACUCCAAUUUUGAAUAA